Messenger RNA from Penicillium chermesinum, 1971 nucleotides. RefSeq names its product Sec1 family protein. The transcript is spliced from 4 exons. Lineage: Eukaryota; Fungi; Ascomycota; Eurotiomycetes; Eurotiales; Aspergillaceae. Gene Ontology annotation, cellular component: fungal-type vacuole; CORVET complex. Bases 1 to 1971 code for a protein of 656 amino acids. Gene Ontology annotation, biological process: vesicle-mediated transport; intracellular protein transport. The record is from RefSeq and is a predicted model, not a curated record.
AUGGCGCCCGUGGGAGAUGCUGACCACUGUAGAGACAAGGCCCGCAGGGAGCUGCUGGCCUUACUCGAGGGCACUCGGGGCAAGAAGAAUCUCGUCCUCAGUCAGGAGCUGGCCGGUCCAGUUGGCCUGUUCGUCAAGUUCUCCGUGCUGCAGGAGUACGGUGUAGACCGAGUUUUUCUGCUGGAAAAUGCAAACAUCGACUCUUCCCAACGCAAUGUCGUCUUCCUGGUUCGAGGCGAAAAAGCUCGCCAGGUGCGCACCGUGGCAGAGCAAAUAAAACGUCUGCAGAACAAUGGAAACGUGGAACAUGAAUUCUCAAUCAUCUUUGCACCCCGACGCACCCUAGUGAGCAAUACCGUGCUGGAAGAAGCUGGUAUCAUUGGCGACGUCAAUAUCUUCGAAUUUCCUCUUCUCUUCCUGCCCCUAGAGCAAGAUAUCCUGUCUUUAGAACUCGAUGAUGCCUUUGAAGAUCUCUACUUGCACAAGGAUCCUGGUUGUAUCUUCCAUGCCGCGAAAGCGUUGAUGGGAAUUCAGCAGAGGCAUGGCUACUUCCCCCGGAUUGUUGGCAAAGGAGACCACGCACGGCGUCUUGCAGACCUUUUGCUUCGAAUGCGCAAAGAGCUUGAUGCUGAAGAGAGCUCCGGCCUAGCAGACCCCUCCACCCGGGGCUUGCUUCCCAGUGCGGACAUCGAGAACCUGAUCAUCAUCGACCGGGAGGUGGAUUUUGGUACUCCUCUUCUGACGCAGCUUACCUACGAAGGCCUGAUUGAUGAAUAUGUCGGCAUCAAGAACAACCAAGCCGAUGUCGAUACCAGCGUCGUGGGCCAAGCACCCAUGCCCCACGCACAGGAAUCUUCCAAGUCGCCCCAGCAGGCCAAGCCGGGCAUGAAGCGAAAAAUUCAGCUGGACGCCUCCGAUCAAUUGUUCAAUCAACUGCGGGAUGCCAACUUUGCGAUCGUGGGUGAUAUCCUGAACAAAGUGGCCCGUCGACUGGAAAACGAGUAUGAAACUCGGCACUCGGCAAAGACCACUAACGAAUUGCGUGACUUUGUCAACAAGCUGCCCAGCUAUCAGCUGGAGCACCAAAGUCUUCGGGUCCAUACGAACCUAGCCGAAGAAAUUAUGCGACUUACCCGGUCAGAGACCUUCCGCAAGAUCCUAGAAGUGCAGCAGAGUAAUGCGGCCGGUGCCGAUACUACCUAUCAGCAUGAAACCAUCGAGGAGCUCAUUGCUCGCGAUGUCCCUAUCAAGAGUGUCCUCCGGCUUCUAUGCUUGGAGUCGUGUAUGGCUGGUGGCCUUCGCCCCCGAGACCUAGAGAAUUUUAAGCGCCAGGUCGUACAAGCCUAUGGUCACCAGCACCUGCUAACGUUUUGGGCCUUGGAGAAGAUGGAACUCCUUCAGCCUCGAUCCUCAGCGACAACCAUGCUGCUCCCAACAUCUGGCACACAAGCGGGCACGAAGACCAACUAUGGAUAUCUGCGGAAGAACUUACGCCUCGUGAUAGAGGAAGUCAGCGAGAAAGAUCCUAACGACAUAUCAUACGUCUACAGCGGAUUCGCGCCUCUUAGUGUUCGCCUGGUCCAGUGUGUCAUACAGAAACCUUAUAUUCUCUCUUUGAUCAAGGGAAACUCACCAACCGCGACAUCCAAUAACGCUAGCGCGGCGUCUCCCGGUUGGCUCGGCUUUGAGGAUGUGGUGAAGAGUGCUCGUGGAUCAACCUUCAACAUUGUUCAGAAGGGAGACGAUAAGGCCGUCCGCGCCCGUCAGACCCUUAGUGGCAAUGCCGGGACCAAAACCGUCUAUGUGUUCUUUCUAGGAGGGAUCACAUUCACGGAGAUAGCCGCGUUGCGGUUCAUUGCGGCCCAGGAAGCACCGCGUCGCAAACUGAUUAUCUGUACUACUGGUAUCAUCAGCGGCGACCGCAUGAUGAACGCUGCCCUGGCGCACGGCAGCUUUGCUAGCCCUGAGUAA